Molecule: messenger RNA, 1851 nt
Organism: Chanos chanos (milkfish)
Lineage: Eukaryota; Metazoa; Chordata; Actinopteri; Gonorynchiformes; Chanidae
Gene: dtnbb
Product: dystrobrevin, beta b
Exons: 18
Coding region: 13-1851 (612 amino acids)
Biological process (GO): synaptic signaling
Cellular component (GO): synapse; plasma membrane
Molecular function (GO): zinc ion binding
Source: RefSeq, a predicted model, not a curated record
GUGCUUCUCAGGAUGAUUGAGGAGGGCAGUAAAAGCAGCAAGUCCAUUGUGGAGAAGAGGCAGCUGUUCAUGGAGAUGAGAGCCCAAAACUUUGAUGUUAUUCGACUCUCAACUUACCGAACGGCUUGCAAGCUACGGUUUGUUCAAAAAAGAUGCAACCUUCACCUGGUAGAUGUGUGGAACAUGAUCGAGGCAUUCCGGGACAACGGACUUAGCACGCUCGACCACAGCGCAGAGAUUAACGUAUCACGCCUGGAGACCAUCCUCUCCUCCAUCUUUUACCAGCUGAAUAAACGGCUGCCCACUACGCACCAGAUCAGCGUGGAACAGUCCAUAGGCCUGCUGCUCAACUUCAUGGUGGCCACUUAUGAUAGUGAGGGCCAUGGUAAACUCACCGUUUUCUCCAUGAAGUCUAUGUUGGCAACCAUGUGUGGUGGGAAAAUAGUGGACAAAUUGCGUUAUAUAUUCUCUCAGAUAUCCGACUCCGGCGGUGUGAUGGUCUUCGCUAAGUUUGACCAGUUUCUGAGAGAAGUGUUAAAGCUUCCUACAGCCGUUUUUGAAGGCCCUUCAUUUGGCUAUACUGAACACUCAGUGAGAACAUGCUUUCCGCAACAGAAGAAGAUCUUGUUGAAUACGUUUUUGGAUGUGAUGAUGGCAGAUCCACCUCCACAGUGCCUCGUCUGGUUGCCUCUCAUGCACAGACUCGCUAAUGUAGAGAAUGUCUUCCAUCCCGUGGAAUGUUCAUACUGCCGAAGUGAAAGUAUGAUGGGUUUUCGGUACCGGUGCCAGCAGUGUCAUGGCUACCAGCUUUGUCAGAGCUGUUUUUGGCGCGGUCACGCCAGUGGUCCCCACAGCAACCAGCACCAGAUGAAGGAGCACUCUUCCUGGAAGUCUCCAGCGAAGAAGCUGAGCCAUGCCAUCAGUAAAUCCUUGGGCUGCGUCCCAAUAGGAGAACCUCCACACCCUUUGUUCCCAGAGGCAGCUGAGAGGCCGCAGGACUUGGCACACACAACUCAGCUGAAGCCAGUGCCCAACAACAUGAAUGAUACCAUUCUAAUGUCAUCUGGGGUACCCACACCUGCCAAAAGUACACUGGAGAGUCCUAGCAGACUGGAUGAGGAGCAUCGCCUCAUUGCUCGAUAUGCGGCUCGUUUGGCUGCUGAGGCCAGCAACUCCACUCAAUGCCCUCCAGCCGACCUGAGCUUCAACUUUGAUGCAAAUAAGCAGCAGAGACAACUCAUAGCAGAGCUUGAGAAUAAAAAUAGGGAAAUCCUUCAGGAGAUUCAGCGUUUGCGUCUGGAACAUGAGCAGGCGUCUCAGCCCACCCCAGAGAAGGCGCAACAAAACCCCACCCUCCUGGCAGAGCUCCGACUGCUCAGGCACAGGAAGGAUGAACUUGAACGGCGCAUGUCAGCUCUGCAGGAGAGUAGAAGGGAGCUGAUGGUGCAGUUGGAGGGCCUCAUGAGGCUGCUCAAGGAUGAGGAGCAAAAGCAGGCUGCCCAGACAGGCAGUUCGCCACACUCUUCACCCAGUCACAGCUCCAGCGGCACCAUGCCCAUGCCCAUACGAUCCACCUCAGCUGGCUCCACCCCUACACACACACCCCAGGACUGCCUAGCUGGAGUGGGUGAUGAUGUGCUUGAUGCCUUCUCUCAGGGUGUACCUAGAAAUCUGCGUAAUGAUUUGCUGGUGGCUGCAGACUCGAUCACAAACACCAUGUCAUCACUUGUGAAAGAACUCCACUCAGUGGAUGAUGGUUUGGAGGAAGAGGAGGAGAAUAUGCGGAACGGAAGGAACAAGGUCUCGACACAGAGGCAUCAUGGGAAAAGGAGCUCCACCCCUUCAUUCUAG